This is a messenger RNA of Entamoeba dispar SAW760, 885 nucleotides long. RefSeq names its product tyrosine protein kinase, putative. Bases 1 to 885 code for a protein of 294 amino acids. The record is from RefSeq and is a predicted model, not a curated record. NCBI's taxonomy places the organism in Eukaryota, Evosea, Mastigamoebida, Endamoebidae. Gene Ontology annotation, molecular function: protein kinase activity; ATP binding. The transcript has a single exon. Gene Ontology annotation, biological process: protein phosphorylation.
AUGAUAAUUAGUAAAACACUUAAUAAAACACAAGAAGAAAUAAUUAAAAGUAUUUCAAUUAAAGGAGAAACACAAAUAUCAACACGACUUGAUCCCGAUGAAAUAAAAGAAGAAAAUAAAAUAGGAGAAGGAUCAUUUGGAAUUGUAUAUAUAGGAGAAUUUAGAGGAAAUCAAGUAGCAAUUAAGAAAAUGAAACAAAUUGAAGAAAAUGAAAAUAAAAUGAAAGAAUUUGAGAAAGAAGUAAUGAUGUUAGAUAAAAUUCGAAGUGAAUAUAUUAUUCAUUUUUAUGGAGCAGUAUUUAUUCCUAAUAAAAUAUGUAUGAUAACAGAAUAUGCAAAAUAUGGAUCAAUACAAGAUUUAAUUAAUAAAAGAACAAACACGGAAAUACCAAAUAAAAUAAAAAUUAAAUUCAUGCUAGAUGGAGCAAAAGGAAUUUCAUAUCUUCAUUCAAAUGGAAUACUACAUCGAGAUAUUAAACCAGAUAAUUUUCUUGUUAUAACACUUGAUGAUAAUAUUGGAGUUAAUUGUAAAUUAACAGAUUUUGGAAGUUCAAGAAACAUUAAUAUGAUGAUGACAAAUAUGACAUUCACAAAAGGGAUAGGAACACCAAAAUACAUGGCACCUGAAGUAUUAAAUCGAGAACAUUACAAAAUGGCAUCAGAUAUAUAUUCAUAUUCAAUAACAAUAUUACAAAUCAUUACAUGGGAAGAUCCAUUCCCUAAAACAUCAUAUCCACAUCCAUGGGAUAUUGCAGAUUCAAUCAUGUCAGGUAAACGACCAACAAUAAUACAAGAAGUUAAAGAAGAUAUUAAAGAAAUUAUUGAAAAAACAUGGAAACAAGAAGCAAAAGAAAGAAUAAGAAUAGAAGAAGUAGUAAAAUGUUAA